AUGGUGCAGGAGAGUGGCUGGCGGGGUAAUGCUGAAUCUGCUUGGGUCUCCUUGGGUCUCGCCGGCAAGGUCACUGCUGGACGACUGGGCCUCGCCUGGCGGCACAUCCACAUGCUGCCCAUCCGCGCUGGCAGUGACCACGGCAUCACCGAGCUGCCAGCCCAUGCGCCCACAGACCCGCCCAUCGGGGCGCCUGUCCUGCCCACAGGCACUGCUGGGAAAGCCGCCGCCAUGCAGGGGGUGCAUGGGUUCACUGGAAAGCCUGAGUGGCAUUUUUCGGUUAAAUCUUAUGUAAAUCUGGCUCCAUCCUUCUUCAUGGUGCUAAUUGGAUUGCCCCGAGCUGCUUCAUUUUUCCCACACAGGCUUGGGCAGCCCCGCACGGCACCAUGCUGCUCCACAGCCCGGGCUGCAGAGCUGCAGGGAACCAAAACCCUGGUGGGCAGGGAAACCUGGAGCUGCAGCCGCAUCACCUCCUCGGUGUGCCCGGGGUCCCCGCCCCAGCCGCCUCCCACGCUGCUAAUGUGCUGUCCCCUUCCCUCCCUCCCAGAGCUCCUCGGAUCGGCAAAGAAAGUCAACGUCAACUUUCAAGACACCGACGGGUUCUCGGCUCUGCACCAUGCGGCGCUCAACGGCAACACGGAGCUCAUCUCGCUGCUGCUGGAGGCGCAGGCUGCAGUGGACAUCAAGGACAACAAAGGCAAGCGGCCCCUGCACUAUGCGGCUGGGCAAGGCAAGAAGGAGCCCAUGAAAAUGGUGCUGAAAGCGGGUUCCUCUGUCAACAUCCCAUCGGACGAGGGCCAGAUCCCCCUGCACCUGGCGGCACAGCACGGGCACUACGACGUGUCAGAGAUGCUCCUGCAGCACCAGUCCAACCCCUGCAUCAUGGACAAUUCGGGGAAGACACCCCUGGACUUGGCAUGCGAGUUUGGCCGGGUUGGGUGCCACGGGGAUGAGGUCCGUGGCUCCUGGGUCGCAGCCAGCUCUGUGGUGGUGUUUACCAGGGUGUGGGGUUUCAUAGCCAUCCUGUCAGCUGCAGCCCUGGGCCCUGUGCAUUGGGGUUCAUGGGAGACUGUAACAAUCCCCCAACAGUACCAAAAGAUCCCGCUCCCGGCUUACGGGGCUGCUGUGCUAAACGGUGACGCCUCGUCCCAUCCGUUCCAUUCCCUGCCUCCACCUCCACCUCCACCACCACAUUCCCAUCAGACUCUUUUCAGUUCCUUUGGCUAUCACAGGCUCUCCCCUAGCAGUGCCGACGAGCCGCGUUACGGACAAGGGUCCCGCGGGGCCGACAUGAGCCCGUCCCACCUCUCACCGUCGCAGGGCGGAUCGGCCGCACCGGCUCCCACGGAGGAGAUCUGGGUGCUGCGGAAACCCUUUGCAGGUAUGAGCUCGGAGGCUGUGUACCAGUGGCUCUGCAAGUUCCAGCUGCAGCUCUACGCACCCAACUUCAUCAAUGCCGGCUACGACAUCACCACCAUUAGCCGGAUGACGCCAGAGGACCUCACGGCCAUUGGUGUCACCAAGCCGGGGCACAGGAAGAAGAUUGCCUCCGAGAUCAACAACCUCAAUAUCCCCGAAUGGCUGGCGGAGUACAAGCCGGCCAACCUGGCGCUGUGGCUCUCCAUGAUUGGCCUGUCCCAGUACUACAAGGUGCUGGUGGAGAAUGGCUACGAGAACAUCGACUUCAUCACCGAUAUAACCUGGGAGGACCUGCAGGAGAUCGGCAUCACCAAGCUGGGCCACCAGAAGAAGCUGAUGCUGGCGGCGCAACAGGCGGAUCUCACCUCUACUCGUCUUAUUCUUCCUAUUCUGAAUAGUAGAUGGCUCGUGGUGCUGUGA
Egretta garzetta (little egret) is the source of this 1839-nucleotide messenger RNA. RefSeq names its product CASK interacting protein 1 (gene CASKIN1). NCBI's taxonomy places the organism in Eukaryota, Metazoa, Chordata, Aves, Pelecaniformes, Ardeidae. The record is from RefSeq and is a predicted model, not a curated record. Gene Ontology annotation, molecular function: protein binding.